GAAAGUGGUCUGAGCUUCCACAGGGAUUGUCCCUGCCGAGGUUUGCCCUUCCCUGCCCACACACAGGAGGCUCCCGGAGCCUGGCAGCUGCCCAAAGCCAACCCCAAUCCAACGUCACAGCCAAGGACUCUCCUACCUCUGGCAGCACCGGGACACGCUCGGGGCAAAGGACGUUCCAACCUGAGGCAGCUGCGCCGGCUCCACCAGAGCACUGAGGUGAGGAGGGGCUGGAGGCAGAGGGGCUGUGCUGCCCCUCGUGUGGCAGCUCUUCAUCAGCAGGCCAUGGAUUCUCCCUAUGCCAACGGAGCCUACAGCCCCCCGUACCCGCACUACCCCAGCCUGCCCCAGGCACGGGGGUUCUACUGCUCGGGGCCCCCCCGGGCCCCCUACCCCCCGGAGCCCACGGGCCUGUACCGGCCUCCAUCGCCCGCUCCCGCCUGGAGCUACAUGUCCCCGGAGUGUCCCGCCGAGGGCUCCGUGCUCCGGAGGCAGCAGGUCCCUGGCUACUCCCCACCACAGACCCCGGGAAUGCCGAUCCCGCAGUAUCCAUAUGGAGACAGCAGUGCAGGGGUCACGGCACAGGGGCCUGUGCCACAGCCCAGAGCCCCAGAGGACACGUGGGGCCCCCCCUCAGUGUAUGGGGUGCAGCCACGUUAUGCCUGGCCCACGGCCCCAGGCCACGGGAACCUGUACGUGUCCGACUCACACCCGUCCUGGACCAACAGUGGGGCUCCUUCCCACCCUCCCGCCUGGGACUCACAGGACUCUGCCUACGACAGACCCGAGCAGAGCCCGAGCCAGCACAGCUACUACUCCGAGGUGAACCAGCAGCCCUCGGGGCCGGCGGGGGAGCCCAGGGCAGCCCAGCCCCGGGUGCAGUACAGUGCCCAGCCCCAGCUGUACGACCUCGCCCCGCGCCGGCCCGCCAGCCGGGAGCCCAGAGCCAAACCUGCCGACCCCCCUCCUGCAAAUCCCACAGCCAUCCAGCCCGAGAUCCAGAGGAUCCUCCACGUCAUGGGGCAGGCUGAGCAGCUGGAGGAAGAGGUGGAUGAGUUUGUAGGGAAAAAGACAGAUAAAUCUUACCGGCUCCUGGAGGAGAUGUUGACCAAGCUGCUGCUGGAGCUGGAUUCCAUCGAGACUGGGGGCCAGGACAGUGUCCGGCAGGCCAGGAAGGAGUCCGUCCACAGAAUUCAGGCCAUACUGGAAAAACUGGAAAGAAAGGGAUUGUGAAAGCACAUCAGCCACAACACACGGCCUGUUGUUGAGGUUCCAAAGAGUUUCAGUUCUCUUAAAUCUCAGCUCUUUCUGCUACGCACUACUGACAAUGGAAAAUAGCAAUAAGCCCUGAGUUAACAAUCAAAACAAACCCACAAAAAAGCCACCCCAGAAGCCCAGCCCUGACAGACAACUUGGCAAAGGACAAAUUGAGAGAGGUUUGAAGAAGCAAACGUCAUUAAUGAAGAUGUUGAAGAGGACUGGGCUGAGGAUGGAGCCCUGUGGGGCUGUGUACAGAAUUCCCCAGACCAGGCCCAAUCUCUGGGUGCCUCCUGCAGCCACAGACGGUCUUUAAACACUUGCCAGAUGUGCUGCAACGUGCAGCCACCAACCAAGACUCAGGGCUUGUCCUCACUGCCUGUGUUUUCAGCUUCAGCUCCCUCACCAUAAAGCCCGUGUGUCCUCGUGGGGGUUGUUUGGCUUUAGUGCACUCAAGGAGUGACACCGAAGUGCUGGAGGGGGGCACUGUGCUGGCACAUCACGUCGGGCUGUUCCUCCUCUGAGGUGAGAAGCCAGUCUGGGGUGUCCCUGUGGACUUAGGAACACAGACUGGAAAUCCCAGUUCUGCCACUGGAAAGGAGAGGUGCAAGCGGAGGAAUGAUGUCAGAACAGAUGCAGGGGGUUUGGAAUUGAUUUCCAGGUCACUUGGGUAAAAAUCUCGUUUAAUGUCCCUCUCAUCCUGUGAGUUUUGUGUCCCACUGCACAGCGGGGAGGGAACAGCUCAGCCUGUUUCAGCCUCCUGGUUACAACGUGCUCAGUGAGUCAUUGCUGUGUGUGACACUUAAUAAACCCUGACAAGUUUUAAAUGUUAUUUUGUAA
Molecule: messenger RNA, 2094 nt
Organism: Pseudopipra pipra
Lineage: Eukaryota; Metazoa; Chordata; Aves; Passeriformes; Pipridae
Gene: BAG4
Product: BAG cochaperone 4
Exons: 4
Coding region: 283-1230 (315 amino acids)
Biological process (GO): protein stabilization
Cellular component (GO): membrane; nucleus; cytoplasm
Molecular function (GO): protein-folding chaperone binding; adenyl-nucleotide exchange factor activity
Source: RefSeq, a predicted model, not a curated record